ACGCCUGUAUCUCAGUGGACCAUAACCUGUGGUUUCUCUCACCCCCCACCUUAAAUCUUAACCCAGAAUCCAAACUCACUCUCUCUCUCUCUCUCUCUCUGCAAAAAGAGCCUUUUGUGUUUGCUAUGUUGCUGUGAGAGAAAAAAUGGGUUGGGGUUGGUGGGUACAGAGGCAAUGCAGAUGGGCUUCUCCUUCGCAUUCUUUCCAUUGGAAACUGGUCUUGACGUUGCUGAUAUGGGGAGGGACCUGGGGCGCGGAAGCAGCGCUAGGAAGCGGCAACAGGGACCCCGGGUGUGAUGUGUUCCAGGGGAGCUGGGUGGCGGACCAAUCCUACCCUCUCUACAACUCCUCCGUCUGUCCCUUCAUCGAGCGCGAGUUCGCCUGCCUCAGGAACGGCCGCCCCGACCUCUCCUUCGCCAAGUACCGGUGGCAGCCCCUCGGCCGCGGCUGCUCCUUGUCCAGGUUUGAUGGCCGUGACUUUUUGGAGAGGAUGAGGGGGAAGGCGAUCAUGUUCGUGGGGGAUUCGCUUAGCCGGAAUCAGUGGCAGUCUUUGACGUGCAUGCUUCACUCGGCGGUGCCCGACGCCAAGUACAACGUUACGAGACAAGGCGACGUCUCCACUUUCGCCUUAACGGACUAUGGGGUUAAAGUGAUGCUUGAUCGCAAUGUGUUCCUAGUGGAUGUGGUGCGAGAACCAAUCGGACGGGUCCUGAAGCUCGACUCGAUCCAAGGAGGCAAACUAUGGAUGGGGAUUGAUCUGCUCAUCUUCAAUACCUGGCACUGGUGGAACCGCCGAGGGCCCACUCAACCGUGGGAUUAUAUACAAGAAGGUAAGCAGAUUUACAAAGACAUGGAUCGUAUGGUCGCUUUCGAGAAGGCACUAACGACUUGGGCUGGGUGGGUCGACACCAACAUCGACCCAGCCAAGUCUAAAGUUUUCUUCCAAGGAAUUUCUCCCUCUCAUUACGAUGGAACUCUAUGGGGUGAACCAAGCGCAAAGAGUUGCUUAGGCCAGAAGCAGCCGGUGCUUGGCUCGACUUAUCCAGGGGGCCUGCCACCAGCUGUGGCGGUCUUGAAGGGUGUACUGAGUAAGAUCAAGAAGCCUGUGGUGUUACUGGACAUAACAAAUUUGUCGCUGCUGCGUAAAGAUGGACAUCCUUCAAUAUAUGGCCUUGGUGGGAGAACGGCGACGGAUUGUAGCCAUUGGUGCUUAGCAGGCGUUCCAGAUACUUGGAACGAGAUUCUUUACAAUCUCAUUCUUUAACAAAGAGAGGCUCAUCUCGGGUCCCAUUCAUAAUGAGAAAUUUGAAUUAGGAGAUAAUAAAGCAAUAGAAUUUGUUGGAUUGGUUGCCUCUUCAUAUUGCAUUACCAAAUUGAUAUAUGGUAAUCUUGUUUCUUCUUGUUCA
Messenger RNA from Syzygium oleosum, 1406 nucleotides. RefSeq names its product protein trichome birefringence-like 41. Gene Ontology annotation, cellular component: Golgi apparatus. The transcript has 5 exons. The record is from RefSeq and is a predicted model, not a curated record. Gene Ontology annotation, molecular function: O-acetyltransferase activity. Lineage: Eukaryota; Viridiplantae; Streptophyta; Magnoliopsida; Myrtales; Myrtaceae. Bases 146 to 1264 code for a protein of 372 amino acids.